Molecule: messenger RNA, 1604 nt
Organism: Tachyglossus aculeatus (Australian echidna)
Lineage: Eukaryota; Metazoa; Chordata; Mammalia; Monotremata; Tachyglossidae
Gene: OSTM1
Product: osteoclastogenesis associated transmembrane protein 1
Exons: 6
Coding region: 1-969 (322 amino acids)
Cellular component (GO): cytosol
Source: RefSeq, a predicted model, not a curated record
AUGGGGUGCGGACUGCUGGUGCUGGUGCUGGUGCUGGGGGUCUGCCGGGGCCACAGCCUCCUCCCCGCCGGCUUCCCUCAGAGCGAGGCGCCGGGCCUGGCCCGUGCCCAUGGCCGUGCCCUCCCGUGGGCCCCGCGUCUGCCGGCGGCCGAGGACCUGUGGUUGUCCCUGCUGCGGGGCGAGGGUCCGGACCCGGACCCGCCGGACCCCCCCGACUGCCGGGCCCUGCUGGUCCUCUUCGCCCGCAGCAGCGCCCGCCUGACGGACUGCCUGGUGCGGGCCGCCCGGCCCGUGCGCCUCUGCCAGGCCUGUUACCCGCUCUUCCAGGAGGUGGUCGCCAGCAUGGACAACAUCAGCCGGGCCGCGGGGCCGGGGAAUGCCUCUGAGAGCCACAGCUGUGCCCGAAGCCUCUUAAUGUCAGACCGGAUGCAGAUAGUUGUGAUUUUGUCCGAAUUUUUUAAUACCACAUGGCAGGAGGCGAAUUGCGCAAAUUGUUUAAUGAACAAUAGUGAAGGAUUAUCGAAUAGCACAAUACAUUUCCUGGAUCUGUUCAAUAUCACCAUGGCAUGUUUUGAGCAAAACCUCCAGGGGGGUGAGAGCAAUCUACAACUGAGAAACUAUACCGAUGUGUGCAAGAACUGUCGUGAAGCUUACAAAUCACUGAGUGCCCUUUAUGCCGAAAUGCAAAAAAGGAAUGACCACGAGAGUAAAGCGGAACAUGGAACACACCUGUGCAUAGAUGUGGAAGAUGCAAUGAAUGUAACUCGGAAGCUGUGGAGUAGGACCUUCAACUGCUCGGUCCCCUGCAGUGAUACGGUGCCUGUGAUUGCUGUCUCCGUGUUCGUCCUCUUUUUACCAGUUGUUUUCUACCUUAGUAGCUUCCUUCACUCGGAACAGAAGAAGCGUAAACUUAUUUUGCCCAAGCGAAUUAAAUCCAGUACCAGCUUUGCAAACAUUCAAGAAAACUGAAACUCAGGACAGAAUGAAGACCAGUUGAUUCUGAGUAUCUGGAGCCCCAGCAGCGCCUAAGGGCAGAAAAAUUGAGUUUCAGCGAUUGGCCUCUCCUACUCUGUCCUCGAAUCUCUCUUGAAGCUGCUGAGGGAGGAAAGGCGGGAGGGAGGGAAGGAAGCUCCCCCAGAUGGGUGAGGACAUAAGUCUCAUUAGGAAAUAAGACUUCAUUCUUUCCAAUCAUUCGGGACCUAUUUUGAUCCAUUUGGGGAUUUCGGUUUUGCAGUUUUCAGACCUGUGAUUAUUGUCGUUCAUAAAAAAGUGUUUGGUAAGUUAACCAAAUAAUAAGCUUCAGGGAUCUCCCCUCUUCAGUGAUUCCUCUGGGAUGACUCAGAACCUUUGCCUACUCCUUCCAAAGCAAAUCAGGCCUAUGCUGAUAAAGCAAAUGGGAACCUGUACCUAUGAAAUAACCUUGCAAGUUAAUGCAAUGCUUAAAUUUCAGCUACAAGUGUAUUUGUGAAUAAGAAUUAGUUACAAAAUUCUUGAUUUGUGGAUUUAGGAGAUGCACACUGUAGAUUUAUGAAAGAGAUUUAUUCUUUUUUCCUUUUGACAUAUGAAAUAAUAACUUUAGUUUUUAAAGCAUUUAAAUUGAAGUG